Monoraphidium neglectum is the source of this 211-nucleotide messenger RNA. RefSeq lists its product as hypothetical. Lineage: Eukaryota; Viridiplantae; Chlorophyta; Chlorophyceae; Sphaeropleales; Selenastraceae. The annotation marks the transcript as partial. The record is from RefSeq and is a predicted model, not a curated record. The transcript has a single exon.
CCCCCAUUCCUCCAGCUGCAGCGAAUGCCGGAAUCACAACGGGGGCCGCCCGGGCCGCGCCGUCUCGUCAGUCGUGGAAGUUCUGGUCGUCUGCCUGGGGGGCUGCGGCGCGGACUGUGACGCGUAUCUGCUCGUCGGACUGUGUUUGGGGCCGUUGGGCUGCCAGGUAGCGCGCGUUGAGGGAGAGGGCGGCCGGGGGGAGGUCGGUUAG